CCAGCAGCAGCCCUAUCACCCCCAUCACCACCACCGCACAACCCCUAUUUCUAUCCAACGGCCCCGCCGUCUGUCCAUUCUCUCAGCCUGUGCCCGACCACGACCCCAAUAUUCUGAGCGCCUGCAACGUCGCAGGAACACGGCCCAAGAUGGCUGAGAACUACCAAGUCAUGGAGGAGCUAGGCAGUGGGAGCUUUGGCAAAGUGUACAAGGCCAUUGACCGGUCAACUGGCGAGACAGUCGCCAUCAAGCACAUCGACCUCGAAGACAGCUCCGAGGAGCUUGCCGACAUCCAAGCAGAGAUCGCACUGCUCAGCACCUGCCACAGCCCGUACAUCACCGCAUACAAGACGAGUUUCGUCAAGGGCGUCAAGUUAUGGAUCGUCAUGGAGUAUCUUGGUGGUGGUUCGGCUGCAGAUCUGCUGGCACCCGGCCCCUUCAGCGAGGCACAAAUCGCGAUAACGUGUCGCGAGCUUCUCCUGGGACUCGACUACUUGCAUUCGACAGGCAAAAUUCACCGCGACAUCAAGGCUGCCAACGUCCUCCUGACCGACCAGGGCAAGGUCAAGCUCGCCGACUUCGGUGUUGCUGCACAGUUGACCAACAUGAAAUCCAUCCGCGUGACGUUCGUGGGCACACCUUUCUGGAUGGCGCCCGAGGUUAUACAAGAGGCGGGCUACGACUUCAGGGCUGAUAUUUGGUCACUCGGCAUCACCGCAAUGGAGCUGGCUGAAGGCGCACCACCACAUGCCGGCGCCCACCCCAUGAAGGUGCUCUUCACAAUCCCCAAGAACCCCGCUCCCCGUUUACAAGGCGACCGAUGGAGCAAAGACUUCAAAGACUUCAUUGCACAAUGUCUCAUCAAGGACCCAGAUCGACGAGCGACCGCACAAGAACUACUGAAGCAUCGAUUUGUUCAGCGUGCAGGCAAAGUCGAGCUAUUGCGAGAGCUGGUUGACCGCAAGCAAAUGUGGGAUACUCAAAGAGAAACACAGACCGUCUCGCAACCCAAGUACUACGAAGAGACCAUGAUCGACCUAUCUUCACGGACACGAGAUGAUGAAUGGGUUUUCGACACUCUCAAACCAGGCACAGUGGCUCCCGCGCGCCAGAGCGGGCGGCGACGCAAGCUUGCACGCAUUCCUUCUGCGGAGGCUUCAGAUGUAGACUCAGGGAUGCAGAGCUUAGACCUAAACGCCGCACCACUCGGCAUGAUCACAGAAUCCCCUCUAGCAGAACGCCGUCGAUCUACAUCUCGAACGUCAUCACAAGCAACAGCAUUACGCGAUUCUUCUGGCUCGACACCAACUGCUCGACGCGUUAGUAACGCCCCCAAGCAGCCCCUCGGCGUCGAUCUCACCUUUGGCAACUCACCAUCGACUGUGCGACACUUCAAACGGGUGCCAUCUGGGGAGCGUCGAGCACCCUUGCGUUCGAGUCCGCCGCCAGACCAGGCCAACCAGGGCAACUGGUUCAACCCUCAGGCCCCGACAUUUCGACCAUCGCCACCUAACUCAGCACGCGCUCUAGACAUGAACAACGAGAACCAACCGCCGACUCCAGAUUACCCGCCAAUGCCAGUAACGAAAGAUGCAUUGUACGGCCGACGAGCAUAUAGCAAAGUCCUCGACUCUGUGUUCCAGGAGGCAUAUGCCGAUUCUGGGUCUGCUCCUCAGCGAGAGGCUCUAGGGCGGGUAUCCCAGGCCUGGGCGCAGCUGGACGAAGUCGACCCCCACGGCGAGUUCAUGCUGCUCAAAGCCAUGGUCGACCGUCUGAAGAACGACCCUAAACUCGCAUCCGCCCUCGGCCUCGAGAUCGCCCCCACAAAGUCACCCCUCAAGCACAACACAAACACCAGCGACACAAGUCUGAGCGGCACCACCGUCCACGGCAAAGGCACAACACGCAUCCGCUCCAGCACCACAUCCACAACCUCGACAAGCAAAGCCUCGGACGACUACAGCUCUUCCUCGCCCUACCAGACCCCCAACAGCACGCCCAUGAGCUCCCCGACAAAGACCUCGAAGCUCAUCCUCGCCCAGAACAACCCUCAAGUGAAAUCCCACCGUCGGCGCCAGAGCGCUUUUGCAGGCGGCGAGAAACUAAUGCCCCCUGAUGCGCACGGGGCCCUCGACGAGAAGAAACUACCCGGCCAUGUCGAGAAGGGCAUGGAGCAGCAGGGUCUGCUCGCGGAUAUUCUCUACGGGCAGUGGACGCAGGGGCUGCGCACGCGCUGGCCUAUCGCGUAG
Molecule: messenger RNA, 2249 nt
Organism: Dothidotthia symphoricarpi CBS 119687
Lineage: Eukaryota; Fungi; Ascomycota; Dothideomycetes; Pleosporales; Dothidotthiaceae
Product: Pkinase-domain-containing protein
Exons: 5
Coding region: 150-2249 (699 amino acids)
Biological process (GO): protein phosphorylation
Molecular function (GO): protein kinase activity; ATP binding
Source: RefSeq, a predicted model, not a curated record